UAUAUUUCUUGAGCUGCCACUUCAGAGCUUUGGCAGCUUUUCCCCUUCUUCUCAUCCCUCUUGCUGCAACCUUCCAGCUUGAUGUUGAGACGACAACACUUGUCUGCUAUUUCUCCCUUUUCUUCCUGGUUCUUCCAUCCAAAAUGGCGCCCCGCCCCAUCUUCGCCGCGACGCACCCACGUGCAUGCUCUACGGCCUUCGAAAGGGUCUUCAUGACUCGGCGCGACAUCAUGGAGAGUGUUCACGAACCAUUUGGGGAUGCCUUCUACUACGGCCCCGAGUUUCUGAGCGACCGCUUCAGAGACGACGCCGACCAGCGCGAGCGCAGUGGCUUCGCUGACAAGACGUACAAGAACAUCUUUGACCAAGUCAUGGAUGCCGGAAAAGAGGGAAAGAGAAUCUUCAUCAAGGAUAUGGCCUACUACCUCAUGACCCCGGAUGGCAAGCCUACCAAGGUUGCGCCAUCCCUGGGCGAGGAGGAGCCCGGCAACCCAACAGUGGUGCCGCUAGAGAUCCUGAAGCAAUUCCAGUUCACAUUCCUCAUCCGCCACCCCCGCAGGUCCAUCCCCUCGUACUACCGCUGCACUGUGCCGCCUCUGGACGAGGUCACUGGCUUCUACAACUUCAUGCCAAAUGAGGCUGGCUACGAGGAGCUGGUGCGUCUCUUUGACUAUCUGCUCAAGGAGGGCAUCGUCGACAAGGACAACCUUGUCGUCGUCGAUGCCGAUGACCUGCUGGACAACCCUGAAAAGACUAUCCGUCUCUACUGCGAGAAGACGGGCAUUGACUUUAAGCCCGAGAUGCUCGAGUGGAAUGACCAGGACAGCCAGUUUGCCAGCAACGCCUUUGAGAAGUGGAAUGGCUUCCACAACGAUGCCAUCAAGAGUUCGGCUCUCAGGCCGCGCACCCAUGCCCAGAAGACAUCCACCACCGAAUCGGAAAAUAAGGAGUGGACCGCCAAGUAUGGGGCCGAGGCGCAAAAGGUGAUCCGCAAGACGGUUGAAGACAACGUCGCGUACUACGAGUACCUGAAGCAGUAUGCUCUGCCUGUUUAAAGCUCUGUCGGUAAAAGACGGUUGCACGAGAUAUACGCUGGAGGGUUUCUUUGCGUUGUUUUUUGCUUCUUCGACUUGGGGGUCUGUUUUUUUCACGCUUUUGCUCUCUCAGAUUGCAUUGUAUACCGGGGUAUAAUAAGCCCCGGGAGGGCUCAGAGCUCGCACAUGACUUAUGACCGUCUUUGGAUUUAGUUUGAUGGUACAUUUAUGAUACAAAUAACCACUUGGCUCUACGCCAUUCCAUGC
This is a messenger RNA of Fusarium vanettenii 77-13-4, 1301 nucleotides long. RefSeq lists its product as uncharacterized. Bases 144 to 1055 code for a protein of 303 amino acids. The record is from RefSeq and is a predicted model, not a curated record. The transcript has 4 exons. Lineage: Eukaryota; Fungi; Ascomycota; Sordariomycetes; Hypocreales; Nectriaceae.